This is a messenger RNA of Brassica rapa (field mustard), 2559 nucleotides long. RefSeq names its product probable glycosyltransferase At5g11130. NCBI's taxonomy places the organism in Eukaryota, Viridiplantae, Streptophyta, Magnoliopsida, Brassicales, Brassicaceae. Gene Ontology annotation, molecular function: glycosyltransferase activity. The record is from RefSeq and is a predicted model, not a curated record.
GAUUCUGCUCUUGCCUGUCAGCACAAUUACUUUACCUUUUCUUAUUGUCGUUUCUUUGCUUUUUUCUGUUGUAUAGUGUACUGGUGACUGAUGUUACUCAUCCUUCCUUCCUUGCCAUGCAAGAAAGCAAUAUAAAUAAGUUUCAAAAAAGCAUAAAAGAAAGUAAUAUAAUUAAAGAAAAGCAUACACUUAUUUUGUUAAUAUAUUGUAAUUUGUGACUGAAUUGAGAGAUAUUCGUGUAGAUUGCGUUUUUGGCCUUUUAGGGAUUUUUCAAAAUCUUGAGUAUUAUCGCAAAUAGCACAAUGAAAAUAUUUUUUCGCUAAAAUAUAGACAUCGUACUAUUACUGAUGAUCUUUUCAUGAAUCGUAUAGCCCUUACAUAUAAAACAGGAAUAUUUUAAAAUUUUAUUGAGGAAUAAUUCCCAAUUAUACCUAACAAAUCUCAACCAAAUCGAUAAAUUUGCGUUGAAUGUAAUCUAUGUUUUUAAUAUAAUUAUUUCUAUGUGUUGAUAAGUACCAUAACUUAAAUCUAAGUCAAUCUUCAAAGCAAUAAAAAACGAAUAAAAAGCAAAAUAUAUUUUGUUUGAGAACCGAUCGAACCACUUCCAACCUAAACCGUGCCAAAAAAAAAAAAACCACAAAGAGAGUCACGUUUAAUUACUUGAAUGGCAUGCAUUGACCAAAACAAUAAAAUUAAUUGAAUUUGUUAACCAAAAAAUCUGAAACCGGAUAAUGCGCCAAUCAGUAACACACAUAUAAAUAGUUCAGUAUAGGGAAGUAAAUAAAACAAAAGAGUAAUAAACCUGAGAGAACCAAAACAAACACACAACCCUAAUUAACAUUCAUCCUUUCUUCUUGAUCAGCUCUUCUUUUUUCUUCUGUUAAAUCAAAACAAACCAUAAUUAUAUUAGAUUAUAGAUUCCUAAUCACGCCUCGAAGUAGUAGAUCAGGAAUAGGAUAUAAGUUACUAAUUACUAAUGGCGGAUCUCACUUGUACGACGCCGUUUGUGUUAUAUCCAUUACUCGUGAUCAUCCUCUUCUUCUACUCAGUUAACCACCGUAGCGGAUUUCUCUCCUCCGUCGUCGACGACGAUCCUUCGUGUCAUCUCUCCGUCUCCCCGCCGUCUUCUCCUGAAUCAGUUCUCUCUUACUUCAGAUUCUUUCCUUUACGUUCUUCUUCGUCAUGUCUCACCACUCUCAACAACUCUUCGUCAGAAGGUACGGUGGUAAAAGAAGUCGAUGAAGCGGCGGAGAGAAUCGAAGAAGGUUUGGCGAUGGCUAGAGCCGCCAUAAAGAAAGCCGGAGAAGUGGAUCUCCGUCGUCGUCGUGAUCGGAGGAAUGGUUCGGAUUCGGGAUUCGCAUCAAAUGGAUCUAUCUAUCUCAACGCUUUUACUUUUCAUCAGAGCCACAAAGAGAUGGAGAAGAGAUUUAAGAUAUGGACAUAUAGAGAAGGAGAGGCUCCUCUGUUUCACAAAGGUCCUCUCAACGACAUUUACGCUAUCGAAGGCCACUUCAUGGACGAGAUCGAGAACGGGAAAAGCCGCUUCGCCGCAGCUUCACCGGAGGAAGCAACCGUGUUCUACAUCCCUGUAGGGAUCGUCAACAUAAUACGAUUUGUCUAUAGGCCUUACAUUAGCUACUCACGUGACCGUCUCCAAAACAUUGUCAAAGACUACAUCUCUCUCGUCUCUGACCGUUACCCUUACUGGAAUCGAAGUCGCGGCGCUGACCAUUUCUUCCUCUCGUGUCACGAUUGGGUGAGUAAUAGUCACACAUUUCUUGUGAAAUUAUUUUUUAAGAAAACUAACCCUAACUAUUCCUUGUUGUUCAAGGCACCUGAUGUUUCAGCGGUAGAUCCAGCACUAUACAAGAAUUUCAUCAGAGCUCUCUGCAACGCCAACGCAUCAGAGGGAUUCAAACCGAUAAGAGACGUUUCUUUGCCUGAGAUCAAGAUUAAAUACGGCAAACUAGGGCUUACACACAGCGGAGAAUCACCUCAGAAGCGCAAACACUUGGCGUUUUUCGCCGGAGGGUCUCACGGAGAAGUCAGGAAAGUACUUUUCAAACACUGGAAAGGAAAGGACAAGGACGUCCUUGUCUACGAGUAUCUCCCCAAGUCAAUGAGCUACACGAAACUUAUGGACCAAGCAAAGUUUUGUCUGUGUCCCAGCGGCUGGGAAGUGGCGAGUCCGAGAAUCGUGGAGGCUUUUUACUCUGGUUGCGUUCCGGUUAUCAUAGCUGAUUCUUACGUUCUCCCGUUUAGCGACGUGUUGAACUGGAAGACGUUCUCGGUUCAUGUUUCUGUAGAGAAGAUACCUGAGAUUAAGAAGAUUUUGGAAGCGGUAUCUGAGGAAGAGUACUUGGAGAUGCAGAAGAGAGUUCUUGAGGUUAGGAAACACUUUGUGGUGAACAGACCGUCUAAGGCGUAUGAUAUGUUGCAUAUGAUUAUGCAUUCUAUUUGGUUACGUAGGCUUAAUGUUCGUAUUCCUCUUUGAUAGCGAUACUAUAUAGUGUUAUACUCUUUGGUAGAUGAAUACACAUAUCAAGUUGACAAGUUCUA